Molecule: messenger RNA, 6676 nt
Organism: Armigeres subalbatus
Lineage: Eukaryota; Metazoa; Arthropoda; Insecta; Diptera; Culicidae
Product: oxysterol-binding protein-related protein 2
Exons: 8
Coding region: 374-1777 (467 amino acids)
Cellular component (GO): perinuclear endoplasmic reticulum; intracellular membrane-bounded organelle; plasma membrane
Molecular function (GO): sterol binding
Source: RefSeq, a predicted model, not a curated record
CAGAUGUCUAAGGAUUGAACUUCACCCUUGUCCUAGAAAAGUGUUUUUGUUGGAUUGUGCCACAUUCUUGGGAUCAUUUUAUUUGGUGAAAUUACAUCGUUUACGGCGUAGCGUAGUUUGAAUAGAAUUCAGUGAUCAAAUCUGUUCCGUUAGUUGACUAUAUCGGUGCUGCUUUGUGUCGUGAAAAGUCAAGAACUAUUAUAACCAAAACUUUUUCUCAAUUUUUGACCACGAUAUAAGGAUUUUCUGGCAUUCAAAAUGCAAUUGAAGGAAAAUCUACAUCCAACCACCGGGAAUCGUUAGGCUAGGCCAGACAAGCAUAUUGGAAACAUACUUGCUUCUGUUUUAGUUUGUGUUUCAUAUUUGCAUUAAUAUGGCAAAAAGUGUUUCCCAUGAAAAUGAUGGACAGAAUAAUCAUCUCAGAACUUCCCUGCCGGUUCCUAUGUUCUCUCGCAGUGACUUCAACAUCUGGUCCGUGCUGAAGAAUUGCAUCGGGAAGGAGCUAAGCAAAAUCACCAUGCCGGUCGUCUUCAACGAGCCGCUGAGCUUCCUCCAGCGAAUGACCGAGUACAUGGAGUACGCCAAAUUGCUGCGAAUAGCAUCGGAGCAGUCGGAUCCUGUCGAACGACUGAAGUAUGUGUCGGCAUUCGCCGUAUCCGCUCUGGCAUCCAACUGGGAACGGCUCGGGAAGCCCUUCAACCCACUGCUGGGAGAAACGUAUGAACUGACGAGGCCUGAGUUUCGAAUCAUCUGCGAACAGGUAUCGCAUCACCCACCGAUUUCGGCAUUCCACGCCGAUUCAGAUGGUUUUUCAUUCCACGGUUCGAUUCAUCCCAAGCUCAAAUUCUGGGGCAAAAGUGUGGAGAUUCAACCGAAAGGAACCGUGACCGUUGAGUUUCCGAAGCUUGGUGAAGCUUACUCGUGGUGCAACGUGAAUUGUUGUGUGCACAACAUCAUCGUUGGUAAACUGUGGAUCGAACAGUAUGGAGUUAUGGACGUGGUCAGCCACAAGAACGGUAUGAAAGCGACGCUCAACUUCAAGACGGCCGGAGUGGGAAAUAAGGAUUUGCACAGAGUGGAGGGCUACAUAUCGGAUCGGAAUAAAAGAAAGACACACUUUCUGUACGGCAAGUGGACGGAGUUUAUCAAAUGUACUGAUUAUACUUCGUACGAAGAGUAUUGCAAAGAGAACGGUUACAAAUUCAAACGAGCGGAUGAACGGAGCAAAAGUCCGAAUGAAUCACCGGGAACUACUCCUCGGAAGGUGCUAUCUAAGCUUAAUAGUCUCAAAAUGAGUUCGUUCAAGAGCUUGUCCAUAUCGGAGCCUGACGAUCCACCGGAACCGGCCGAGGGUGACAUCCCGAAAAGUGAUUCCACCUACUCGAUCGAUAUACCGAACUCGGUAGCCCUGUGGGAGGCAGAAGCCCGUCCCGGCAAUACGGCAGAGUACUACCAGUUCACAAAUUUUGCCAUGUCGCUAAACCAAAUGGAGGAUCACAUGAGGCCGCCACGGGCUCUGUGUCCGACGGAUUCGCGGCUCCGGCCCGAUAUUCGAAAACUGGAGCAAGGUGACAUGGAUGGUGCGGCUGCGGAGAAGACGAGAUUGGAGGAGAAGCAGCGCGAGAACCGGAAGAAGAGUAAAAAGGGGGACGAUGGAGGGCUUUUUCCAAGAUGGUUUAAGCACACAAUCAACCCACAUACCAAACAGGAAGAUUGGAUAUAUCAAGGAGGCUACUGGGAACGAACGGAUGACUCACAGGAGCUGGACAUAUUUUGAACGCCGUAGAUCGCGUAACUAGUGGCCACAUCCGCGCAGCUGAAUCCUUCUAUCAUAAACCUACAUGUACUUGCAUUUUUCCAGUUACCAAUGAAUCUCAUAUAGAAACUAAUUGUCGAAAGAGGCUGAUCUUACGCCAGACCGCUACGAAAACGAAGUUCACGGUCAUGUGUCAUGUUUUAACUACAUUUGCGGGAGCUCGCUCUGAAAGCUACAUUCACAUUUCACAACAAAACAAAUUAGGGACGGUGAAGUAACUUCUUAAUUUUUUAAGGAGAUAUCACAAUCGGUUGCAUGGAAUAGAGAAAGGAGAUCAAAUAACCAACUACACGUACAUUCAAAAUGUACAUAAACACAUACAGAACUAACAUUUGGAGUGAGUGCCAACGGGGCUAGGAAACCAAAACAACUUAGAUAUCGUCUAUCUACUCCCACUAUUGGAAACAGUUUGUAUCCGAGUUGUAGCGAAAACCAAAUUUAAACCUAAGUAAGUGUUUUUAGAUUGACCAAGACGCUGUUUGUUAAUACAGGUUAAAUCGGCUCUGAAGAAUAAAUAUAUAACAUAUAACAAUAAAUGUAUCUUUAUCAGAGGGGCAGUGCGAGCUAGGGGUCCACAAUGUAGAAAUGUGGGAUCCCUAACAGGUGCGAACCAAAGAAGGAGUUUUCAAUUUUCCGAAGGAGCGAAUCUACAAUUCCAGCCAGCAAGGCAAUAAAGGGAAACCGGGAAGCUACCAAACCAAAUUCGACAAUAUCAGUUUAAGCAUUGUUUAGGCGAAGCAUGUAUUUUGAAACGACACUAGAAAUAAACGAGAUCAGAACUACAUAUAAAUAACCUAUAGGUUGAUAGGAGUUAAUAGGAACGAACAUUUGGAAGAGAAGUUAAGGCAUAAAGAAAAAAAAAGUUUUCUUUUCAUAAUAUAAAUAAUUGCACCCUAGUAAAAAAAAACUUCAUAAUUCAUCUGAUACAGUGGUCUACCUAAGAUAUAGUUUUCUGUAUCUAUCAGAAAAUGUGUUCGCAAUCUCAGUGAGAAACUUGGCAUCCAUUGUAUUCGGGCGUUUUCAUUCCAAUUAUACAAAAGCAAACUUUUCGAACAGUUUCUGCACAACAAAGAUAAGGUUGGGAAAACUCCAAUGUCCCUGAUUUUAGUACCAAUCUUUUUUUUAAUCUUGUGUUUAUUUGGAAGGCUCAUUUGGCGUUACGGAUAUUUUGUUUUUUUGCACAAUUCAUUUUAGAUUUUUUUAUUCUUCCUAACAACUAGAGUAAAGGCUGCCCCAGAUCUAAGCGAUUUCAUCGCCGUGACGGCGACAACUAGUCGCCGCGAUUCUAUCGUUGGGUAGCUGCAGGCAAUGUUAUAUUUACGCUUCCAUACCAACGGCGACAGAAUCGCUGUCGCCAAGCGAUAGAAUCGCGUUGUGACUGUCGCGUCGCGUGUGUUUGGGGGAACCUUAAGUUUGGGUACACGUGGGUGACUGGAGGUUAGGGAUCACAAAUACACAAUAGGAAAGGGAAGGAAUGGAAGACAUACAAAAAAGACGGGAAACAACGAAAAGAAGAGUUUUUUUUCAACUUGUAUACAAGUGCGAUUUUCAUGUUUUUGUUAUGAUUCGAGGAGGUUUUUGCUUCUCUUUUAUCGUUGUUCGUUAUCUUUCGAGAGCGAUUUCUGCAAACCCUGGCCAUAACUCUUUUUCGAAUUUUAGAUUUAAGACUGUCGUGAACGAUUUUUUCAGUGUACAUAAUUUUUUUGACGUAGAACUACGUUUGUCUUUUCUAUAUUAGGGUACACUUUACGAUUGCAAAAAAUUGAAAAUCGUCACGAAAAUAUGAUAGACUUUUUAGCUUCAUAAACUUCAUAAAAGCCAACAUUUAGAAUAAAUCUCCACUUUUUCACCGUUUAAUAGACGGAAUGUAAAAUGGCAAAUGUGUGGCUUUAAUUAAAAAAAAUACAAAUAAACAGAGAAAACCGUGAAGUUGCGUUUGUUUUGACUAGAGGUGCGUACACGUUCAGAGAGAUGGGUCGAACAAAAAACAAAUGAACAAAUAGAGAAAAUGACUUCGUCAUGACAUGAUCUGCUGGUACUCGCAUAUCAGCAUUGAAUAGCAUUCAAUUUUAUCAUACUUCCACAUAACAUGAUAAAAAAUGAGACAUUGUUCCGGAGAAGUGUGAAAAAAAAAUACCAAACCUACCUUGUCCUAUAUUGGAUGUACCAACAUACCAGUUCCAUUAUAAAUUUACAUAAACACUUUUUUUUUCCACGAUAUAAAUCAUUUUAUGUUAACUCAUCCAAUGAUGGACUAUGCAAAACUUUAUCACAAUCGCAAAAUGUUUGAAUUUAUUAGAUUUUUUACAUGAGACACGCGGUUCGAAACUUCAUCGGCUAUUGUCUCAGUAUGCGAAAAACCACUGAUAUGAAACUGAUAUGAAAGUACCGGCAGUGGUAUUUGCAUUAAAUUUUAUUAAAAAACAAUUUAAUUAAAUUUCCGCAGAUCAGUUUGGACAUCAAGUUCCGAACAAAAUCCUCACAUGAUUUAAAGGUGAAAUUUUCCAGAAUCUAAAUAAAUUUCACCUCGAAUUUUCAGAGGCACCAAUCUAACCAAAGAAGCAACCGAUGACUGUCAUCUUUCUAUUUUGACUUUGCUGAGAGCGACGCAGCAACCAUAGAUUAAAGAGAUGACAGUUGCUUUUUGCUUCAGUAUUGAUAGUGGUGCCCUUGAAAACGCGAGGUGAAUAAACAUUGGAUUCCAAAAGUUCGUCCUUAAGAAUUCUCUACGAUUUGCAAAAAAAAAUCAAUUUUUUGGGUUUAUUAGCCCAAAUAAUCUUGACGGAUCUAUAGGGCACUGCACGGAAAGAUCUCUUCCUCUUUCGUUCUUCAUAUAUUUUGACAUUUACCGGCCUUGUUGUUUUCUAAUUUCUUUGCAGUGAGAAAGAGACAACGCAGUCCGUGCAGUGCGCUAUAGAAAUUUUUCCAUUUAAGGCCAUUCCUCACGGAAUCCAUGUUUCAAAGUGCUCGCGUUUUCGGGGCACACCACUCGAUACGGAAGCACGCACAACUGUCAUUUUUAUUUUUUCACGCAUGCUGCGACGCAGCAAAGCUAAAUUAACAAAAAUGACAAUUGUGCGCCGCCUCCGUAUCGAGUGGUGUGCCCCCGAAAACGCGAGCACUUUGAAACUUGGAUUCCGUGAGGAGUGACCUUAAAAUAAUGAAUUAUUCACGAGAAAAAGGAGAUAUCGAGGAAUAGAAGGGGAAUUGAAAUGGGUACUAGAUCGAAGAAAGCUCGUUGAUAAAUGAAAAAUGAUAAUAAAACAAAUGUCAUUUCUUGUUUUUGAUGUGUUUGUUAUUGUCCCAAGGUUGUCUAUUGGUGGCAACUCCGACGAUGCACUACUCGCGAUAGAUGGGCGGUCGAUACACGAUGCAAUCCCUCUGUUUGGUGGUUGCCCAAUGUUGGUAGAAUCAAGCAACUCCUGCGUAACCCUCUGCUCCGAUAUCAACUGCGCAGAGAUAAUGAGACCAUUCUUCACAUCGUGGACUGCAGGCCCUUCCUCUUCUUCUUCUUAUUAUUAUUGGCAUUACAUCCCCACACUGGGACAGAGCCGCCUCGCAGCUUAGUGUUCAUUAAGCACUUCCACAGUUUUUAACUGCGAGGUUUCUAAGCCAGGUUACCAUUUUUGCAUUCGUAUAUGAUGAGGCUAACACGAUGAUACUUUUAAGCCCAGGGAAGUCGAGACAAUUUCCAAUCCGAAAAUUGUCUAGACCGGCACCGGGAAUCGAACCCAGCCACCCUCAGCAUGGUCUUGCUUUGUAGCCGCGCGUCUUACCUCAUGGCUAAGGAGGGCCCCAUAAUCCGUUAUUUUGUCUUUGCAUCCUAUUGCCGGAGAGUUUCCUAUUGAAAGUUAACCGGAUCGGACUAUGGGAUCGGAAGUUAUGGACAAAAUACAAUUUUUAACUUGUACGAGAAAGGCACCAUCACCGCUAGGUGGAUUAAUCAGGGUUUUUUUAUUUGAAUAGUUUUGAGUCGAGUUUUAUUUUUUUUUUAAUUUUUCUCGACUAUACUGAGGGUAACCGCUUCUUGUGUAAAUGAGAACUGUUCGAUAAGUGAAUUUUCUAAAAUAGACUAAAAGUGGCAUAAUCCUGAAAAUUUUGAACGCCAUAACGUCUAUUGUUGAACACUCCGUACAUUUUUUAAUCGUAUCAUUGAACAACUUCCCCUAAUAUAUCCUUUGUUUUUAGUCAGUCGAACAACUGAUACCGUAAUCAAUAAACACAUGAGCCAAUGAAAACAUUACUCAAUCCACUUACCUUGCAUCUUUCAUAAAAGAUAGGCGCUGCUAUUAAUUCAUUACUCACUUUUGUACAAAGUUCUUCCAACAUUUGACAUACCAUGAGCUCGAACACUGAAACAAAUGGAAAGCUGCUGAUCGUUAUGAUUUUCUGUCAAUUAUGGCUGCCACACAUACACAUUAACAAGGUAUUUGAUCUACUGAAGGAAGAACUAAAAGUAUGCUAGACAAAUUUUAAACAAACAAUAAAAUGCUCAAUUGAGUCAUUGCAAUUUUGCGCUAUACACUACAGACGACGGAAAAUUAGGAAAAGAAAAACGAAAUCAAUGUGCUUUUUAACAUCUUGAGAAAGACGUACAUUAAACUGUGUUUAGAGAUUUUCUAUUGGCUAGAAUUGGAAUUUUGUUUUGGGUGAAAAAAAAAACCUAACUGGACAAAUCAGUAGCGCGUAUUGUUCGUAGUAUUGAAAAGAGAUAAAAUUAAUUGUUGAAGAAAUAGUAAUAAUAUACAAACUAAAGGAACUCACACAAUUGGAGUUAUUAUACUAUAUUAUCAAAUGUAUAAAAACAAACAAAAAUGCAACUAUGUAUGCAAUAGAUGUGAAAUAAACAGAUGGAAAUAA